Messenger RNA from Elgaria multicarinata webbii, 2131 nucleotides. It is a transcript of the gene TMCO6, whose product is annotated as transmembrane and coiled-coil domains 6. NCBI's taxonomy places the organism in Eukaryota, Metazoa, Chordata, Lepidosauria, Squamata, Anguidae. The record is from RefSeq and is a predicted model, not a curated record. The transcript is spliced from 12 exons. The coding region runs from base 379 to 1989 and encodes 536 amino acids.
ACCAUGGCCGCUCUCCCACAGCGGAGCGCCCGUUGUCAGGCCAGGUGCGGAGUUUUCGCCCCCCUGGCAACCGCCUAGCGCUCCCACGUCUCGACAAAGGCCUCCGUCUAUCGCCUCUCCGGUCGAAGCGGUUGUUGCCUUCCUCUCUUCAGCCGUAGCCGCUUCUCCUCUGAAGCUGCCGGGGCUGGACGAUGGUGGUGGCAUCUCCCGCUGGAGUGGGGUGUGGGUGUGCUUGAUACGUUGCAUGACAAUCACAUGCCAGCACUAGUUGGAGCUGCCUGUUGUGUCUAGUUGGGUCUCUAGACAGACAGUUCUGUCACACGUGUCUGCUCCGGGUUGCUACAACUGCCCAAACUGCACAGGCUUGAAACUGUAGUGAUGCUUUCUCUUGGGUCAGUCUCAGGUUCGGGAGCAAUAGCAGCUUAUGCCUCACCUGAAAUUUCUGGUGCAAGGAGCUGGAGGAGAAGCCGUUACCAGCGAUAUGGCUGCAAUGUUGAAGAACUGCGAACCUGGCGGAGGGAGCGUGAAUCAGCCCUGAGGAGCGCACGGAGGCUGCAGCAGUUGAUCAGUAAGCGGCUUUUACGUGAAGACACCUGGAUAGAUGAUGGACAGGUUGGAAUUGACAGUGACGCAGCAGCUCCUUUCUCUGAGGAAGAGGUUUCACAGCUGCUGAGAAACAUCCAAAGAGGAACAGAAGGCAGGGCAACAUCUCUGCGCCACCUUCGACAAGGAUUGCAGCACAGAGAGACCCAGCAGAAAUUCAUCAGGCUGGAGGGCAGUAUGCGUGUGUUAAUUGGCCUCUUUACCAGCAAUUGGGCAGACCUGCAGAUGGAUGCAGCUCACUGUUUACAUGAACUGUCACACUCCAGUGACCCUGACGUGGUUGAGGCCUGCCUGCCAGCAUCCUCCUACCUCCUGACCUACCUGUCUGGACACAGUAUUGCACUCAUGGAACUGUGUUUAUACACAUUGGGGAAUUUGGUGGUUGAAAUGAAGGCUGUGAAGAAGCAACUUCUACCUCAGGGCAUUAUCUCAGUAUUGGCAUCCUGUAUCCAGUCCCCUCAUGUGGUGGUGCAAGAAGGUGUGGGCUACGUUCUGUCACAACUCCUGCAAUCCAGGGAAGCUCCAGCUGAGAUCAUACCCUUGGUCCUGGAUUCCACCCUUCCUCGGGACAUGCUUCACUUGGUUUGUUCCAACUUGGAAAAAGGAAUGGGAGCUGCAGUGGAAUUUGCAUGGGGUCUUCACUACAUUAUUUGCAGCCGGGUGAACAACUCAUUGCUGAUCUCACAAAGGACUAUGCCAUCCCUAACGCAGCUCUUGCUGGAACUGGCCUCUAUGAUAUCAACAAGUUCUAUUGAGUGUCUGGAAUUGUUGAUCUGUCCUGUGGUGCGGUGUGUUGGCAAUCUUCUUGCAGAAGAGGCAGAUGAUGGUGAACUAUUAGUAAAGGAAGAGCACCUUCUGUGGGCCAUGUUUGUCUUCAUACAACAUUUCCUCCCCAAACAUCUCUUUGUUGUACAGGAGUGUCUGUGGCUCAUCAACAACCUCACAGCUAACAGCACCAUAUCAUGCUGUGCUCUGCUCAACCUGGACCUCUUUCCAUCUCUUCUGAAGCUCCUAUGUUCCCACCAGAUGGUGAACUUGCUGGCUCUAACAGUGCUGUGCAAUGUAGCUGCCAAAGGUACUGCCUGCUGCCAGACGUUGUACCAAAAGGCUGUACUUCCUUCCCUCAUUAGCACUCUUGCCCUUCCUGAUGCCCAAGUGGUGGGACAAGGUCUGGAACUGCUACACCUCCUCUUCCUUCAUUGGCCAGAGGCUGCCACUGACUUUGUAGAUCAGUCAGGACUACAGGCCUUAGAGCAACAUCAGGAUAACCUACAGUUGCAAGAACGAGUCAAGGCACUCAUUCAGACUGCCAGCCAACUGGUUGCUCUCCCCCAGGAUUGUCCCCUUGGUACUUCAGUUGAAGAUCUACAAUUUGUAAGGAAGUAAAAUUGAGGCAGUGACAUAUACAAAUCAACCAUACUGGCUUGUUACCAACAAGACUUUGAACAGGGUACUGCUUUCCACCUCCAUGGUAGAACAAUAUCAACAAAUAAAUAUAUCCCUGGCACAUUGAGGGACUCCUGAUCUA